UCCAUUUUUCUCCAGUUUGAAAAAUCCCAAAAGCCGGCUUUUUUUCGUUCAAGUUUCUUUCUUUCGAAGCGAAAACGAAGAAAGCAUUCAUGGUGAAAGGAGGGCAAAACUUACCGGCUGACGUCAUCCAAGUAAUCGAUCAGCUAGAGCGCCAUUGCUUAGCCCCCGAUGGAUCUCUCGUCUCCAAAUCCGCCUAUUACGAUCUCCAACUGGCGAGGGAGGAGAUGUCGAGAGAAAGAUUACGUUACUUAGAAGCAAUGGCAAUUUACUGUGAAGCAAUAGCUAUGGUGGAAGAGUAUCAGCAAGCGAUUUCCGUGGCAAAUCUCGGAGGGAUUCGAGACCUUCAAGGUCUUUAUCCACAGCUUGGAUUGAAGAACUCUCCUCAGGUUUAUGAGACUCUAGAGCACCGAUUGGUUGUUGCUGAAGCGGCUCAAAGAUUGAGACUUCCACUUAUAUCUAACGAUGGGGAAAUUCAUGAGGAAGAAAUUGAAAAAUGGAGUAUAAUGUCACGGAGUUCACUCGAUAGUACCAGUACCAGUCUCACUAUCAGCUCAAGUUCAAACUCAGUUAAUUAUGCGAAUAGUGCUGCAGCUGCGAAUAAUGCUGGUGAUUUGGGGGAACCUGGUGUUGGUGUGCCUAGUCGCUUUCUUGGAAUAACACCUGCUUAUUUGUGGCAAACUCAGCUUCAAAGGGUGCCAUUGUCAAUGGAUAUGGCUGACUAUCAGUUAGCUCUUUCAAGGGAGAUUGAUGUUCGUUUGAAAUCUAAAUGUGACAAGUUAGCAGAUGCCUUCGUUGAUGAUAUUGACUCAUCUUCUGGAAGUCAAAGUUCAAGUUCUCGCCUUCCAGAAAGGGUUAAGUUGAUAAUUGAGGAGAUUGAAAGGGAAGAAGCCGCUUUGCGGGAGGAUCUCUAUUCGGCAGAUAGGAAAUUUGCUGAAUAUUACAAUGUCCUAGAGCAGAUACUUGGAGUGCUUAUUAAGCUUGUCAAAGAUUUGAAGUUGCAACAUCAACAUAAAUAUGAUGAAUUACAGAAGACGUGGCUCUGCAAAAGAUGUGAGACCAUGAAUGCAAAAUUAAGGGUUUUGGAGCAUGUUCUCUUGCUUGAAACUUAUACUCAGGAGUCGAUACCAGCAUUACAUAAAAUAAGGAAAUAUCUCCUCGAGGCUACGGAAGAAGCUUCUGCUGCAUAUAAUAAAGCAGUGACACGUCUACGUGAGUAUCAAGGUGUCGAUCCUCACUUCGAUACUAUUGCAAGGCAGUACCAUGAAAUCGUGAAGAAACUGGAAAAUAUGCAAUGGACAAUCCACCAAGUCGAGAUGGACCUCAAGCGCUUACCAGACCACGCAAGCACAUAACUUCCAGAUCCCAUUUCCUCUUACCUGUGAACAUUUCUGUAUUGACCCUUUUGUUGUACAAUAGGUACUCAAUACACAACGAAUUUCGAUCACCGACCUAUAGCUUGUUGUGUACCAUAGCUAAAAUGUUCGUGUUCCCUCUUCAGAGGGAUCACUCGUUUGAUUUUGCAUUGAAAGCUUUUUGUACAGCCAAUGAUUGUUAAUGAAACAAUGAUGCUUUUGUCAUAAACAGCUGGUGGUGGGAGCUUUACCCCCCUUGAGUACUAGGUAGAAUGGCGGCAGCAUCCCCUUUGAAAGCAGCUUGAGACGCGCACACGGAGCCGACACACUUUGACUUAAGAAGCAAGUCAUGUGGCUCUUUCACUCCCUUCUUUUUCUUAGGAACAACGAUUAAGACAUGCUUCUGGGCAUGUUCAUGAUAUCUAGUUCAUCAAUCUGGCCCUACUGGGUAAUUAUCAUACCUAAUUUUCACAUGACAAACCUCUUUAAUAUGUUAAAAAUAUUCGCAAUAAAUGUUAUGAUAAAUUUUAAUUAUCUCACGUGAAUAUCGCGGUUUAUAUUAAGCAGUAAAGAAUUAUUUA
Molecule: messenger RNA, 1933 nt
Organism: Theobroma umbraticum
Lineage: Eukaryota; Viridiplantae; Streptophyta; Magnoliopsida; Malvales; Malvaceae
Gene: AUG4
Product: HAUS augmin-like complex subunit
Biological process (GO): spindle assembly
Cellular component (GO): HAUS complex
Molecular function (GO): microtubule minus-end binding
Source: RefSeq, a predicted model, not a curated record